Messenger RNA from Dovyalis caffra, 348 nucleotides. Lineage: Eukaryota; Viridiplantae; Streptophyta; Magnoliopsida; Malpighiales; Salicaceae. The record is from the annotation of a GenBank genome assembly.
AUGCUUGGUGUCAUAGGUCUUUUAUCUUUUGAGGCAAAACUAUCAUAUGACGAACUUGGUCUUUAUUGUGAAGACUAUUUCAAGAGUUUAUGCAAUCUUUUGAUCCAAUUUAGCUUGACAAAGUUUGAGAACAACUCAGCUUCAAGCCAUGCAUUUUGGCUAUUAAAAGAAAGUGAGCUAAUUCCCAACAAUGCAAAUAUAUUGGAUGGUCGGUAUGCUAUCUUUAGUUAUGUUAUAGAAGAUGAGGAUUGUUUAGCACAUCUCAAGGUUGGUGAUGUCAUAGAAUCCAUUCAAGUGGUUUCCGACCUAGAUAAUUUGGUUAAUUCUAGCUAUAAGAUUGCCCUUUAG